Messenger RNA from Arabis nemorensis, 1752 nucleotides. NCBI's taxonomy places the organism in Eukaryota, Viridiplantae, Streptophyta, Magnoliopsida, Brassicales, Brassicaceae. The record is from the annotation of a GenBank genome assembly.
AUGAAGGUGCAGUUUUUCGUCCUCCUUUUGAUAAUCUCAUGGUUGUCGAAGAAGAUUACUUCUCUACCUCCUGAAUCUCGAGUAUUCGAUCGUCAUAGUUUUCCGGAUAAUUUUGUUUUUGGAACAGCUGCAUCAGCUUUUCAGUACGAAGGUGCAACAAGUGAAGGUGGAAAAUCGCCAAGUAUAUGGGAUUACUUCAGCCACACCUUUCCAGAAAAAACCAAUAUGCAGAACGCAGAUGUAGCGGUCGAUUUUUACCAUCGUUAUAAGGAUGAUAUCAAGUUGAUGAAAGACCUAAAUAUGGACGCUUUCAGAUUUUCAAUUUCGUGGGCUAGAUUAGUACCAAGUGGAAAGGUUAAGGAUGGAGUAAACAAAGAAGGUUUACAAUUCUACAAGGCUCUCCUCGACGAGCUUAUUGCUAAUGGCAUUGAACCGUCGAUAACCCUCUAUCAUUGGGACCAUCCUCAAACUCUUGAGGACGACUAUGGUGGUUUCUUAAGCCCUCAAAUAGUAGAAGAUUUUCGAGAUUUUGCAAGAGUGUGUUUUGAAGAAUUUGGAGACAAAGUUAAGAUGUGGACAACUAUUAACGAACCUUACAUUAUAAUCGCUGCGGGUUACGAUACAGGCAACAAAGCGGUUGGACGAUGCUCGAAAUGGGUGAAUAGUAACUGUCAAUCUGGUGAUUCGGCUAUCGAGCCAUACAUUGCAUCACAUCAUCUUCUUCUUUCUCAUGCUGCAGCUGUACAAGAGUUCCGAAAAUGUAACAAGACUUCACAAGACGGUAUGAUUGGAAUAGUGUUGUCGCCUGUGUGGUUUGAGCCUUACGACUCUACUUCUCCUGCCGAUAACGAGGCUGUUAAACGAGCUUUUACUAUCGAACUAGAUUGGCAUUUAGAUCCAGUUAUUCAUGGAGAUUAUCCAGAAGUACUGAAGAAACAACUCGGAAAUAGAUUACCUUCUUUUACUGUGGAACAAUCCAAAAUGUUAAAAAAUUCAUCGGAUUUUAUUGGAAUCAACUAUUACACUGCGCGCUACAUUGCUCAUAAUCCUCAUGUCGACCCCGAACGACCUCGAUUCAAAACCGAUCAACAACUUGUAUGGACAGUAACAAAUCAUAGUAAUCACAACCUCGGACCAGGGGAAGAUCGAGGUAUACUCCAGUCACACCCACAAGGCUUACGAAAAAUUCUUAACCACAUCAAAGAUAAAUACAAUAACCCUAUAGUCUAUAUAAAAGAGAACGGAAUUAAUGACUACGACGACGGUACAAAAUCACGAGAGGAGAUUCUCCAAGAUACAUUUAGGAUAAGAUACCAUGAGGACCAUCUCCAACAACUCCACAAAGCUAUAAUAGAGGACGGAUGUGACGUCAGAGGGUAUUACACAUGGUCGUUACUAGACAAUUUCGAGUGGGAGCAUGGAUAUUCAACUAGGUUCGGUUUGUACUAUGUCGAUUACGACAACAAUCUCGAACGUUAUCCAAAAGAUUCCGUUAACUGGUUCAAGCAGUUUCUCAAUAGAUUGGUCGUAAAGAGUCAAGAAACAGAGCAAGUAUGGGAUGUGUCACGUGAGGGAGAGUAUAAUAAGACUAUGGAUGAUUCAGAAGGUUUCGAGGCAUCAAUUGGUUCGAUUGUCUAUCUCAUGAUGAACACAACUAGAAGAGAAGACAUAGACAGAGAUCAAUGUGUUUUCGAGAUUCCUUAUAAUCGAUUGGAUUAUAUGUUAGAUUCGCAUAAUUCUUUUGGACUCUAG